UUGUUCUUGUGUUUUAUAACUCCAAAGAACAGCUGAUUGCACUACCUCUUCUCUAUCUGUCAAAAAAUUCCAAUUCGAAACCUGGUGCUCCUUGCUUCUUAAAAAAUAUAUUAGGAUGCGUAUGCCAUUUGUUGGAAUCGUCCAGGGCCAAGGACGCCGGCCACAACGUGAACACAGGGUUCCCUUCAAAGAGCUUCUCCCUCUCAGCAUUCGUAAUAGGGUUAGUGGAAAAUCAGAUUCCUCCUCGGAUGUGGCAUGCCUCCAGGAAAUGGCUGUCCUAUUCGCCUGCUUGAAGGACAACGAAUUCGCUGAAAAGCUCUGUCCCAAAGAGAUUGCCACCUUCCAGAAGUGCUACAAAGUUCACAUGGACACUAAAUUCCAGGCCAAGAAAACAGAUAGUUUGGGUAUAGUCGCUCCUGGCAAGGAUCUUAAUUACAAACAAUUGAACAAAUUUAUGCGUCUCUAUCCUAAUCCCAAGUAAAAAUAGUUUUUGAAAAAAAAAGUUUAAUAGAA
Molecule: messenger RNA, 513 nt
Organism: Eupeodes corollae
Lineage: Eukaryota; Metazoa; Arthropoda; Insecta; Diptera; Syrphidae
Exons: 2
Coding region: 116-481 (121 amino acids)
Biological process (GO): mitochondrial translation
Cellular component (GO): mitochondrion; mitochondrial ribosome; nucleoplasm
Molecular function (GO): RNA binding
Source: RefSeq, a predicted model, not a curated record